UCUCUGUCUGUGUCCCUCCCACCCGUCCCCUCUCUCUCUCUCUCGCACACACUCGCUCUCGCACACACUCCCACAGUACAAAGGGGAGGGUUUUCCUUCCUUUAAUUAAUAACCUGUGGAAUUCAGAAUUUCAAGGCUGUCCGUAGUAAAACAUCAUCUGUGCAGAGCUCUGCGUCUCUCUCUUUUCCUUCUCUCACAUCUUGCAGACAUUUCAGGCGGGUUUUUUUGUAUAGAUGUGUUAAAAUAAUGGCUGAACAAAUAUCUUCAGACUACUUCAACUGCCCUCUAUGUACGGAGCUACUGAGGGACCCGGUGGCGAUUCCAUGCGGCCACAGCUUCUGCAUGGACUGUAUUAGCGGAUACUGGAAUGAAGCUGACUACACAGGCAUCUACAUAUGCCCUCAGUGUCGGAUCACGUUCACCCAGAGACCCGUCCUGAGGCCAAACGCUACCCUCACCAAAGUUGCCGAGAAGAUCAAGAAGACAGGCUUGAACCUCAAUUUGAUGCCCGCCAGCAAUGGAAGCUACGCCGGCCACGGAGAUGUUCCUUGCGACUUCUGCACUGGUAAAAAACUUAAGGCUGUCAAGUCUUGCCUCAACUGCCUCGCCUCUUACUGCGAAAAACACCUGAAGCCUCACUACGAGUCUGCCACGUUCAAGAGGCACAAACUGGUGGAUGCACUGGGGAACCUGGACCGUAAAAUCUGCCCUCAGCACCAGAAGAGCCUGGAGUUGUUCUGUCGCACGGACCAGAUGUGUGUUUGUGCCAUCUGUACUGUCAGCGAGCACAAAGGGCAUGACAUCGUCUCAGCCGAAGCAGAAAGGAGUGAAAAACAGGUAAGUAAAGCUGUCUGCUGUAAUAUUUCAUAUGCUCUGAAUAUAGUUACGGACAAAAGUAACCACUACAUGGUUACAUUAGUGAACCUUAAUUGUUUGUUCUCCUUCUUGAGAUUGUGUAUAGGGUAAAGGUGUUCUGCUGUGGAGUGUUAAAAAAAUGCUUAGAAAUGUUGAGGAUACACAGUAUAACCGGUUCUGUUAUUGCAAAACAUACUGGUCCAGAUCAUUACAAAGAAACAUGGAUUGUCAAAUAAGGAGAUUUGCCUUAAACAGAUUGAAAGGCAGUUGAGCACUUAAUGAAACAGAUACAGAUUCAGAUUCCUCAAUAAAACUCUUGAGAUAUGCUACAGGGUGUGUUCCUUUACAACGUGCGUCUCAGCGGUUACGUGACUCAAAGGUUGUUCUGGCCUGCUUUCCGGAAAACUCUGUUCGUGCUGUGAGAGAUAUAAAUGUUAUGAGCUACGAGGGAUGGGAAACAGGGCAGGUCUGGAUUCUGGUGUGGGGUGAGGCAGGUCCCACGAAGGAAUGCGAGAUGGAGAAAAUCAGGCGGGAGUUUACAGACCCCCACCCCACACACACACACUAUCAAGGAAAAAAACAGAGCCUUGUCUUUUUACUAAAGGAAUCGCAAAAAAAUUGCAAAGCUGAAAGAACAACCGGCUCUUCAACUUGUUGACAGUAAUUUCGCAACAAUUGGUACAUUAAAUGUUCAUUAAAUACCUGAAAACAUUCAGUGUGAGUCAUUGGGAAAAAAUAACACUGAGGUAACAAAGAUUUCACCGAAACUAUAUAUAGAUACAGGCUAGAUGUUUACUGUUUCAUCAGGACAGACCACUGAAUAGAAGGAAGACCUUCAAAGGAUUGAAAUUACAAAGCUUUUCCUUCAAUUCUUUAGGAUUGAAUAACCAACGUAAGUCUGCGCUCAAGGCAAAGAGGAAGCACAGCUGUUGAUAUGUUACUGUUUUGACUAAACUGACAUGGGUAUCAUUUAGAUAAUUAUAUCUGUGAUCUAACACUUAUCGCAGGCAUAAUUGCUAAUGGUUUGUUUGUUCUGUUAAACACAGAAACCCACAUUUGAGAUCU
Triplophysa rosa is the source of this 1920-nucleotide messenger RNA. Its product is annotated as E3 ubiquitin-protein ligase TRIM47-like. The transcript has a single exon. The record is from RefSeq and is a predicted model, not a curated record. Gene Ontology annotation, molecular function: zinc ion binding. NCBI's taxonomy places the organism in Eukaryota, Metazoa, Chordata, Actinopteri, Cypriniformes, Nemacheilidae. Bases 247 to 966 code for a protein of 239 amino acids.